Messenger RNA from Cavenderia fasciculata, 186 nucleotides. RefSeq lists its product as uncharacterized. The transcript has 2 exons. The record is from RefSeq and is a predicted model, not a curated record. Bases 1 to 186 code for a protein of 61 amino acids. Lineage: Eukaryota; Evosea; Eumycetozoa; Acytosteliales; Cavenderiaceae.
AUGGUGGUUUUAGGGUUGGGAGAGCCAGUUGCAGGCCAUUCGGUCCAGCAUUGUAAUGGUGUUGGUAAGUUACCCAGAGGUAUCCUGUCAACAGUCUUUUCCCCCAUUUCCCUUUGUAAGAGUUGGGGUUUUAAAGAUGAUCGUAUGUUGAGGAUGGAGGGUAGUUGUCUCGAGAUUGGUGAUUAA